UAAAUCCUGGUUAAAAGUCUUAACAGUUAUGUUUCUGUGCCAGAAUCUGUCUUUAAACCAAGUAAAAUAAGCUAAUGUUAACUUGCACAUGUUUUACUUAGCGUUUUGUGGUGUGCAGUUUGACAGAUGAACAGGUGCCUUUUCUCUCUGUAUGUCGACGGAUAAGAGUGAGAGUCAUGUUUGACAGGUGACAGGAAAUGUCACAUGACAUGUUGACAUUUGAUCAAUUUUAAUGUCGAACGUUGAAUGAAUCGUGUAUUUAGUCGCUUUUGCAUGAAUGUUUGGAAAAAUAAAUCCAGGUUGAAAACCUGUUUGCAACACUGUGUACUACUGGUGGGAGAUGGUUACAUUGUCUUUUUAAAUUUUAGAUUUAAUUGUUUUACCAGGGUUUUUGCUUAUUAUGUGCGUCAUAAAUCGAAAUUUGAGGAGUUAUACUCAAUGAGACUGUUUUGUGAAGAGAACGACAUUACCCACAAUCCCCUUAGUUGUUAGCCUAUGUGGUCGCAGCCGUGCUUUCUCACUUUAGCCACAAGAACUAAAGGUGUUGUACAAACGAGAGUGAAACUCUGGUCGUAUUUUUUAACUAUUGUAGUAAAAAUGAGCUUCGAGGUUUUUUCGUACGAGAGUUUGGUUCACGCCGUGUCUGGUGCAGCGGGAAGUGUUACUGCGAUGACAGUGUUCUUCCCUCUUGAUACAGCCAGACUAAGACUUCAGGUGGAUGAAAAUAGGAAAGCCAAAUCAACUCCAGCCAUUCUGGCAGAAAUCAUCAAAGAGGAAGGACUUCGAGCCCCGUACAGAGGCUGGUUCCCCGUUAUCUGUAGCCUGUGUUGCUCCAACUUCGUCUACUUCUACUGCUUCCACAGUUUAAAGGCCCGUUGGCUGAGAGGAAAACAGUCGGUACCGUCCACUGAUUUACUCAUAGGCAUCACUGCAGGUGUUGUAAACGUACUCGUUACCACACCACUGUGGGUGGUCAACACCAGGCUGAAGCUCCAGGGUUCCAAGUUUCGCAAUUCCGAUAUCAGGACAACCAACUACUCUGGCAUCCUGGAUGCAUUUGUUCAGAUAAUCCGUGACGAGGGUGUGGGAGCUUUGUGGAAUGGAACCUUUCCAUCAUUACUGCUGGUGCUGAACCCUGCCAUCCAGUUCAUGAUCUACGAGGGUCUGAAGAGGCAGCUGAGGAGAGGGCCUCCCAGGGAGCUGUCAUCUGCUGAAGUCUUUAUUAUCGGUGCUGUGGCCAAAGCUGUGGCCACCUCUGUAACAUAUCCACUGCAGACCAUACAGUCCAUUCUUAGGUUUGGUCAACACAACCUGCCAAGGGAUGAGCCAAAAAUCAUGUCGAGUCUCAGGACAAUAAAAAAUCUACUGCUCCAUAGAAUAAGAAAGUACGGCAUGUUGGGUCUGUUUAAAGGCCUGGAGGCCAAGCUGCUCCAGACAGUGCUGACUGCCGCCCUCAUGUUUCUUCUGUAUGAGAAGAUUGUCAGCUGUACCUUCACUGUGAUGGGACUCAGGAAACACUCCAAGGGACACUAGCAAGUUGAUUUACAACGUUGGACUCUGCAUGGCAAUUAAAACACUAGAGAAAUAACUAAGUAGCUCUUCAUAAUGUACAUGAUUUGCACACAUAUUUUUCUACUGGAAACACACUUUGUAUGUUAACAAACAUCAAAAUUCAACCAUUAAAAUUGGUAUUAUUGU
Messenger RNA from Cynoglossus semilaevis (tongue sole), 1698 nucleotides. It is a transcript of the gene slc25a17, whose product is annotated as solute carrier family 25 member 17. Gene Ontology annotation, biological process: transport. Gene Ontology annotation, cellular component: peroxisomal membrane. NCBI's taxonomy places the organism in Eukaryota, Metazoa, Chordata, Actinopteri, Pleuronectiformes, Cynoglossidae. The transcript has 9 exons. Gene Ontology annotation, molecular function: coenzyme A transmembrane transporter activity; NAD transmembrane transporter activity; FAD transmembrane transporter activity. The record is from RefSeq and is a predicted model, not a curated record. The coding region runs from base 496 to 1533 and encodes 345 amino acids.